Nelumbo nucifera (sacred lotus) is the source of this 1625-nucleotide messenger RNA. Lineage: Eukaryota; Viridiplantae; Streptophyta; Magnoliopsida; Proteales; Nelumbonaceae. The record is from RefSeq and is a predicted model, not a curated record.
UCUAAAAUGGCCUGCAAGGGAUUCUCCUUUAAGACCCUCGUCUUUUCUCUUCGGAUUCUAUUAAGAAGGAAUCCACUCUCUCUUGUCGGAAAGGGCAACAAUGCCAACAUUCCACAGUUGAAAUCUCUUGUGUUCUCUUCUCUUCUCCAUGCAACAGAGUUGUCAAACCAAACCUUGAUCUUUGACGUAGAGGGAGCCCUCCUGAGAUCGUCAUCUUUGUUUCCUUACUUCAUGCUUGUGGCCUUCGAGGCUGGAGGGUUAUUAAGGGCCGUUCUCUUACUGUUUUUGUACCCUUUUGUUUGUUUGCUUGGUAAGGACGUGGGGUUAAGGGUUAUGGUAUUUUUGUCUUUUUUCGGGAUUAAGAAGGAGAGCCUUAGAGUUGGGAGAGCUGUUUUGCCCAAGUUUUUCCUGGAGGAUAUUGGGUAUGAAGGCUUUCACAUUUUGAUGAGGUGUCGGAGAAGGGUAGCCGUGAGUUGUUUGCCCAAAGUAAUGGUUGAAGGGGUGCUUAGGGAUUAUUUGGAUGUUGAGUUUGUUGUGGCGAGAGAGUUGAAGGUGGUCUGCGGGUAUUAUGUAGGUUUAAUGGAGGAUGACAGGAAUGAUAGUUUGAUUCUGCGUGGCAGAUUUGCAGAGGGAAAACUGGGCUCUCAUGUAGUGGGCAUUGGGAGCUUGCACAAAUAUGAAGGUCAUCAGUUGUUUUCUGUUUGCAAAGAUAUCUAUUUGGUAAGCGAAACAGAGAAGAGGAAUUGGCAUCCUUUACCAAGGGAUAAAUACCCCAAGCCAUUGAUCUUCCAUGAUGGCAGAUUGGCUUUCAGGCCCACUCCAGAAUCUGCUGUGGUGAUGUUAUUGUGGCUCCCACUGGGUCUCUUCCUUUUCAUUCUCAGAGCUAUUGUUGGCCUCUUGCUACCUUACAGGUUGGCAUACUGUAUUUUGGCCUUCAGUGGGAUGAGAAUCAGGUCAUCAAAGCUCAAAUCCUUCAUAGCCAUAUCAAACCCAGAAAAUGUACAAAACAAAGAAAAACCAAAGGGAAUCCUCUAUGUAUGUAAUCAUAGAACUGUUCUUGACCCACUCUUUGUUUCUACUGUUCUUAACAGACCUGUCACUGCAGUCACAUACAGCCUUAGUAGAGCAACAGAGAUAAUUUCACCAAUAAGAACCGCCCGUUUAACAAGAAAUAGAGAACAAGAUGCAGUGAUGAUGGAGAAACUACUGAAUCAAGGAGAUCUUAUUGUUUGCCCAGAAGGGACCACUUGUAGGGAGCCCUAUUUGCUAAGAUUCAGCCCUUUAUUUGCAGAGAUGAGUGAUGAAAUUGUUCCUGUGGCCAUGGAUGUUCAUGUUAACAUGUUUUAUGGAACAACAGCUAGUGGAUUUAAAUGGCUAGACCCAGUUUUCUUCCUUCUAAAUCCUUGUCCUUGUGGUGCUGUCAAUUUUCUGGACAAAUUAUCCAGAGGUUCCAAGUUCUGGGAUAGUGCAAAGUCGAGUUGUGAAGUGGCAAAUCAAGUCCAGAGACAGCUCGCAGAGGCUCUAGGGUUUGAAUGCACCAGUCUUACAAGGAAAGACAAGUAUACGAUCCUGGCUGGUAACCAUGGAAUUGUUAAUGCUGGUAAACAAAUUGUGUGAAAAGCAAU